CGCUGUUCAUUUGUUCAGUAGUUGGUCUCGGAAAAUGGCGUCGGCAAAAUUUUUAGAGGAGGCUCUGAAUACGGACGUUGAUGAAUCAGCCGUGAGUGCUAUUGUAGGUUCUUUAGAGAAUCAACUCGGAUCGUCGACACCACAUUCACAAUCACAGAAUAGUGGAUUGCAACAAAAUCACGUAAAUAGCCCGAUUUCAAACGGCGGGACGGCGGCCCCGCAGAAACAUGGGACCAUUGCCAAUGGUGACUCGAUUAGUGCAAGUGUUUCUAAUAUUGACAAACAAAUGAACAAUGCAUUUAUAAAUGCUCAGCCUACUAUUACUUCGACAUAUACUUUACAGCAAACGGAUCAAAAGCCACCUGAGGGUGUAAAAGUUGUGUAUACACAAGGGGGACAGGUUAUGGGAGGACAAGGAACUAUUGUCCAGGGACGGGUUGCAACACCACAGGGUCAAAUACCAAAUGGGGCUAUUGGAAUGGCACCUCAAACGGUGUUUGGUACAGUUCCUUCUACUGUUCACCAGGUUCAGCAGCUACAACAAAAACCGCCAACGAUAGUAUUAAAAACGACAGGAAACCCCAGCGGUGCUCCGGGAUUGGUCACUGUGCCUGUGAAUGCAGUUCCCCAAUCAAAUAAUGGCACACAAGGCAAUCAUACAUUAGGUGUGUCAUCCCAACCAAUCCUUUCCAAUCUGCCAGUGGUGAAUGUGCGUCCGCAAGGGGCACAAGCUAAAGGUCCCGCAAGGGUGGUCUUAAGUACGGGCCCGGGUCUUGUGGGAUCCCGGCCUGGGACACCUCAACUAACCUUACAGUCAUUUCACGGUUUACAACCUGGUCAACAGGGAGCGCUGCUCUUAAAGACGGACACUGGUUAUCAACUGCUUCGUGUGGGUCCGGCUCCUCAGGCAGCUAAUUUGGCAUCGUCGCAACCGGGAGGACAGCCUGUAACGUUUCGCAUGCCAACUGUAGCAGCGCAGUCUGUGUCAAGUGCAUCUACCAAUCCAGCACAAGCUGGCAGUACAACUACAGUGACUACAACUCAACCAGUGGUUCAGCAAACUCAAGCUGUUCAGAGACCAGCAAACGACAAUACCAAAGAAAAAUGUCGCAAGUUUCUUGCAAACCUUCUAGAACUGUCCAGCCGAGAACCAAAGGCUGUAGAACGGAACGUGCGAACUUUAAUACAAGAACUAAUAGACAACAAAGUAGAACCUGAUGCCUUUUGUGAUAAAUUGGAAAGAUUAUUAAAUGCAAGCCCACAGCCAUGUCUCAUUGGAUUUUUGAAGAAAAGUCUCCCUCUUCUGCGGCAUUCUCUCGCCACGAACGAGAUGACGAUAGAUGGCAUCAGACCUCCUCCUCCCAACGUCGUCUUUUCCAUAGCAGGUGCCACUCCCACUGUGCAGACGGUACGACCGGCCGCCCAAGUGGCACCUGGUCAAGUGCGGAUAGUCGGCCCGGGUACGGCCGUGGUAAGGUCCGCCGCUCCUGGGGCGGUGUUGCAACAGAGGUUGGUGGCUCCAAUUAGAGGACCGACAGUGCAACAACAACCGACUAGGAUGGUUACAGCGAUUAGACAACCAGGACCAACAGUACAACAAGUCACCGCGCAAACUAUCAGUUCGUCUCAACCUCCCGCCCUCCAUCCGGUGUUCUCCGCUAAUCAAGCGCAACAACAGUCGCAACAUACGACCCAACAACAGCCAAACCAGCCCAGACCCACGGUACCGAGACCGGUGCAGGUACGGCCCGCGGGUCAGGGUCGGCCUCCUCCUCAGAGAUUGCAGACCCCCUCCGGUGGAAAAGUUGCCGCCGUAGGGGGUAAAGCUUUGGCUGGACAAGGAGCGAGCAGACCAACUGCCAAAGAGAAAGAAAAGAAAGGUUUUUCGACGGCCUACUCUGGAGAUGACGACAUUAAUGACGUAGCAGCAAUGGGCGGUGUAAAUUUGGCAGAAGAAACUCAGAAAAUUUUAGGACCUACAGAAUAUGUGGGAACGCAAAUUCGCUCCUGUAAAGAAGAUAUUAUGUGUUCAUCAGCACCCUUCCAAUAUAAGAUUAGGCAAGUCAUGCAAAGGCACGGAUUAGACGAUCCGAGUACGGGUGAUGUUGCGGCGUGUAUAUCGCAUGCUGCGCAAGAGAGACUGCGGGAUAUGGUAGAAAAAUUGGCUGUUAUUACUGAACAUAGAUUAGAAAUAGUUAAAAGCGAUUUUCGCUAUGAAGUUACGCAUAAUAUUAAAGGACAGUUAAAGUUUCUCGAAGAUGUAGAUAAGGCAGUGAGGAAAAGAAAAGAAGAAUUAGAGCGAGAACAGAUGCUUAGGGCUGCAAAAAGUCGUUCAAAAACUGAAGAUCCUGAACAAGCUAAAUUAAAAGCCAAAGCGAAAGAAAUGCAGCGAGUUGAGAUGGAAGAAUUAAGACAGAAGGAAGCCAAUGCCACGGCAUUGCAGGCUAUUGGCCCCAGGAAAAAACCUAAAUUGGAGGGGGAAAAUAGUGCAGGAUUACAGAAUAGUACAUCCGGUCCAAACAAUACGCUCAGAGGGCAGAUGCCUCUUAGGCAGCGAAUUAAAAAAGUGACUAUGAGAGACUUACACUUUCUGUUUGAAUCAGAAAAAGACUCGUGCAGAAGUAAACUGUUAUAUAAGUCGUAUCUUAAGUGAUGCUGGCUUCUACACAGUGUUGUGAUAUUACUCUUGGGACCUUAUAGUCCUAUCAAAAUUUGGAUGUAGCUUUAAAAAUAGGAAAUAUCUAAAGCGAAUUCUGUUUUGGUGUCAAAUUUAGCCAACAUCUGAUUAUUUUUCUAUACUAUAAACUCCCUUUUAGAUUUUUUCUGUUACAAAUUAAACUGAACUAUUUUAUCUUCAUAUCAGCUAAGAAACAUACCAUACUUUAUGAUAGUAAAUUUAUUUAUACUUUGGAAAAAUAAAGCUAGAAUGGCAGUCCCAAUUUAUUAGUAUAAAGGUCUUGAAAUACUCACUUAUACAUAUUUUACAAAUAUUCGAUAUUGUAGAUACAUGUUUGAUAAACGGAUGUAACGCUGUUUCGGGUAGUAAAAAAUAAGUGAAAAAGAAUUCGAACUAGUCGUCGUGUUGUGUUGUGACAAUUUCAAAUGUUAAUAAAAUUGCCGAAAAAAUGCUAACGCGUAAAGGAGAGCGUAAUUAGGACGUUGUUGGGUGCAAUAACAUUCAAUAACUCAACUUUCUCGGAUAUUCAACUCCAAAACAACAUUUUAUAGGUUCAUAGUUUCUCAUACCGAUUUGAUUAAAAGCAAAAAUAAAUUCAAGAUUCAAGCAGUUCGACGAAAGAAGUGAGUAAACAAAGUGCUCGUUAUAUAAUCAAAAAAUUAAAUAGAGA
This is a messenger RNA of Sitophilus oryzae (rice weevil), 3347 nucleotides long. It is a transcript of the gene Taf4, whose product is annotated as transcription initiation factor TFIID subunit 4. The record is from RefSeq and is a predicted model, not a curated record. Gene Ontology annotation, molecular function: RNA polymerase II general transcription initiation factor activity; DNA binding; protein heterodimerization activity. Gene Ontology annotation, biological process: DNA-templated transcription; transcription initiation at RNA polymerase II promoter. NCBI's taxonomy places the organism in Eukaryota, Metazoa, Arthropoda, Insecta, Coleoptera, Curculionidae. Bases 35 to 2653 code for a protein of 872 amino acids. Gene Ontology annotation, cellular component: transcription factor TFIID complex. The transcript is spliced from 13 exons.